AGCUUGGCAGCGACUGUAUACAUGGUUUUCAUCACGAUUUUCAUGAGCGACAGUAGACAUAGGGACAUAAGUUGAAGUAACAUCUUUCAAGCGUAGCGGGACAUUGUCUAAAGGACAGGACGCGUUCAUCACUAGAUUCACUACUGCUUCGUUGUUCCUCCUCCCGCCAUCCUCCCCGUCUCCACAUCCACCAUGUCGCACUUCAGUACCCCCGACUUCAGUAUCCCUGACUUCAGUAUCCCUGACUUCAGUACCCCUCACUUCAGUAUCCCCGACUUCAGUAUGCCCGACCUUCCCCCCGAUCACCCCCUCUCACUUCAGCGACUCGCUCCAUUCUAUGACCUUGGUGAUGAGAGCGAGGAUGAAGAGGAUGAAUACGAGGAUUUCAUAACUUUUGUGGAACACGUCUGGGCAGUGGUGAUGAGUGAGAGUCUCUUCCUUAGUGACGGAUAUCAUACGGACGUGUCUGAAGAUGAAGACAAGAGCGAAGAUGAAAGCGAAGAUGAGAGCGAAGAUGAAAGCGAAGAUGAAAGAGAAGAUGAGAGCAAGAGCGCAAGAGGGAGCGACGAAUCUGGGUCGGAUGAGGAAGAAGAAACGUCCCAGUCGGAUAACAGUAUCUCCCACGGAGUAUUGGAGACCUUGGACACCGAAAUACAAUACGGCUCGAACGACAUACAUGAAUGGUUGAAAAACGUCGAGAAUGGGAAACGAAAAGCAGAGGAUGAUCGAGAGAGCCUCGAGGAUCGCCCGGACAGGCGCCAGCGCGUAAAGACUGGGGGCGAAGCGACGAAGAGGAUGUAGGAGAGAAUGACGUCUCCGAAGUCCCACCUUCACCUCGUCAAGCCGACCACGACGAGGCUGCCGCUCAGGGCUUGGUGGCGGAGCCCACUGGACACAAGCAGCCCGUCGCCCCAGUAGAGAGCAUCAAAGAGGCGAAAAGUUGUGAGAUGGCGGGAACAGAGAGCGAGACGGAAGGUGUUGCGUGGGCUCAUCAAGGAGGAUGAUCCUCUGCGCCAAAAAGGGAAUGGCUUGCCAGCUCAAAGACUCAAUGUGAACAAGAGCGGUCAUGGCAUAAGUGGUGUACGUGCGGAGGCGAUCUUGUUGGAAGGAUAUGGCAAGAGGAAAAGGAGCGAGAUCAGAAGAAAGAGGCGGAUAUGGAGAGGUACAAGUGAGAAAAGCUGGAAUCGACAGGCGAAACGUAGAGGCGAAAGAGAAGGUAAACAACGUCACAAAGAAGAGAGUCAUUCUGGACGAGUACUCGUAUGUGUAGCAAUGUGAAGAAG
Messenger RNA from Cryptococcus amylolentus CBS 6039, 1283 nucleotides. RefSeq lists its product as hypothetical. The coding region runs from base 193 to 801 and encodes 202 amino acids. The record is from RefSeq and is a predicted model, not a curated record. The transcript has 3 exons. Lineage: Eukaryota; Fungi; Basidiomycota; Tremellomycetes; Tremellales; Cryptococcaceae.